Molecule: messenger RNA, 6574 nt
Organism: Carassius gibelio (silver crucian carp)
Lineage: Eukaryota; Metazoa; Chordata; Actinopteri; Cypriniformes; Cyprinidae
Product: CXADR-like membrane protein
Exons: 7
Coding region: 313-1488 (391 amino acids)
Cellular component (GO): cytoplasmic microtubule; cell surface; membrane
Source: RefSeq, a predicted model, not a curated record
GAGAGAGGACGCCGCGCAACGGUAACCUGAGACGCGCGUCCUCCGUCAGAGAGAACGAGAACUUUGAUGAUUUGACGGUGAAACCGAUGGAAACGUGGAGAUGAUGUUCUAGUCCUUGAUGAUGGAUUCGUCUUUCAGCAUGUCCAGCUAUGCUGUCCUUGUGCUCGUCUCCUAACAGACUGCUGAUCCAUUUUUCUUCUCAAAUACUUCUGUUAUAUACUACAGAUUUUGUGAUUCCGCGUGAAGAACAGUGAAGGAAACGGGGCGCAUUGUUUCCAUUUUCAUUUUUACAAAGGACUUCCAGGAUUCGUGAUGUCUGCAACAUACCGCUCCUUAUUCCUUUUGCUGUUGACUUUACUCUCGGCCGGGGCUCAGACCGAGAUGAAGCGGGUUGUCGGAGACAAUGCCACAUUGCCUUGUCAUCACCAGUUCUGGCAGUCAAAUGGACAAACACUGGACAUCGAAUGGCUCCUGCAGAAACCCAAUGUUAAACAACGUGUGAUCAUCACAUUCUUCAACAACGAGGUCUACACUAACGACAACCAUGCCAGUCGUCUGUCCUUUGCGGGCGACUACCUGAAUGGAGACGCCUCUCUCCUGAUCAGUGAUCUGCAGCUGACCGACUCUGGAGAAUACCACUGUAAGGUCAAGACUGGCGGCAAAUACCACUGGAGCCAAGUCAACCUCAUUGUGCUGGUGAAGCCGUCUAAACCUCGCUGCUGGAUGGAGGGCCGGCUUCUGGAGGGCAGUGAUGUGAAACUGAGCUGUAAGUCUUCAGACGGAUCCGACCCUAUUCACUACAAAUGGGAGAGAGUUCUGGAUAAGGGCAAGAGUGUGGGAAAACUGCCUACCCUCGCACUCAUCGAUCUGAAGAACCCAGAGAUCGUGACCUUGAGGAACUUGACGCAGGACAGCUCCGGGGUCUACAAGUGCACCGCCAGCAACGAUGUAGGAGAGGAGAACUGUAUCAUCGAGGUCACAAUGCAAUAUGUGCUGCUGUGUGCAGAUGUGCGGGGCAUGGGUGUGGUGGCUGGAGCCGUGGUUGGGGUUUUGUUCGGAGUUUUGCUCCUCAUUCUCAUCGUCUGGCUGGUCUUCCGCAAGAAAGAGAAGAAGAAAUAUGAGGAGGAGGAGACGCCUAAUGAGAUCAGAGAGGAUGCCGAAGCUCCUAAAGCCAAGCUGGUGAAGCCCAACUCCCUCUCCUCAUCUCGCUCUGGCAGCUCCCGCUCCGGUGCUUCUUCCACACAGUCCAUGGUGCACAACUGCGCACCCCGAGGCCAGCGUCCACGGCCACCUGCUGUCGCCGCCCUCAAGGAGAACGGACAGCCCCACGGGUUCCCCCAGUCUCCCCCGGCCUACACGCAGGUCGUUCCUAAAACCCCAGAACCCCCGGCCACCCCAAAAUUCAGACCCCCCAAUCCUCCAGUGGGCAUGUCCAUCCCGGCGGGCAUCAUGGUCCCUACUCAAAGCAAGGCCUUUCAGACAGUGUAGAGAGUAAAGGAACAAUACACCCACAGUGACUCUUCCAAAAGUUGCAACUACGAUUGGAAAUACAAUACACACAAAAAAAAUGAAAGCAUAAUUAAAAGAUAAAAUCAAUCAUAUAAAAUCUAAAAAGUUGAAUGCAUAUUUACAAGGGAAAAUACACAGUGCUUGCCCCUUUCUGAAGUAUUAAAAGAAAACAAGGCAAGAACUGAAGAACAAGAAUUUUUAUUCUCAUUCUUUGGUUCCCCCUCCUUCUUUUGAUCUCAUGUCACAGUAUGACCCUUUUUUUACAUUACUUGUUUUGCUUUCUCUUCUUGAGCUCUUGAAGGCUUUGUGUGCGGUGGGUUGUAAAGAUUUCCCCAAGAUCAGUUUAUUUAUUUAUUGCAUCAGAGAGGCUAAAGGUCCAAGGGCAGGCUGGGUUUAUGAAACAUGAUGGUGAGCGGAAGGACCAGCCGACUCUGAAGAGAAAUGAAGGAUAUUAUCCUGUUGUUUCUGUCGAAGACAUGAACCGUCCAUCUCAUUCCCAUUCAAUUUUUCCAGAAGAGUCGAGAGUCAAUGCAGUGCAAUACUGACUGUGGCUCAGACAUCAAAAGGAAAUCUUAUUAAUACCUUAACAAACCACUGAAAAGAAGGGAAGUGAUCGGAAGAAAUGGUCCCCGAUGGACAUUUCAGCGCAUGAAUGACACCGUGUCAUUGAUGUAGCUAACAGUUCAGUCAUCAUCUAACUCACUGUGGGGCGAAUUCACUGAACCAUUUCACUAACUUAGCAUGCUAUAUUUCACAAAAAACACCCAUUUAAAUGGUGCCGUUGUAACUGUUUUAUGCGCAAACCAACUUUUUAUGUAAAUUAGGCUGACAUUGUAUCAAAAAUUACUGAUACUAAUGUUUUGCUAUAACUGCCAACAGAUGCAGAUAGAAAAUAAAUUCAGUAUAAGAGAUGUUAUCUAUGUUUUCUAGCAGUUAUAAUUCAUCAACUAUUGGAAUAAGAGCAUUGUAUCUCUUAAACCUUUAUUUUGGUAGUCCACUUCUAAUUACUAUAAGUAACUUUGCAACUACAUGUCAACUAGCAGUCAUUUAGAGUAUUAGACUGUCUACUUAAUAUCUUCUAAAACUUUAUUUUGAUGGUUCCCAACAGACAUUUAACUGAUUAUAAGUAACUUCGUCAACUUAUUCUAUUAACCCUAAUCAUAAUUUAACAGUUUGCUGAUACUCUAAUGAGAAUUAGUUGUCAUGUAGUUGCAAAGUUACUUAGUUGAACGUCUAAAGUUGACUGUCGAAUGUGUCAUGCAGUCAAGCGCACUUUAAUCACCGUUUCAGGUGCCUUGCAUUACUGUAUGUACAUUAACAUGAAAGUACACCAGACUGCGGGAAUCUGCUGUAUCCUUCACAAUCUAGCAUUCAGAACUGGCCUGUGUAAUAGCGGCGCACAAAAGUGUCGCAGUUUUGCAAACUGGGUGUUAAAAACACAAUGUGUGGAAAUCGACAAUGCCAUUGGCGGGUGCAACUGAACCUUAGUGAAUUCCCCCUACUGUGUGUGUCAUUUGCUCUUUACACACUGCUAUGAAUUUCUGCAGUUAAAUCUAUGUAUAUACAUGGAGUGUACUGUACGUCCUCUGCGGUCUGGUUUCGGAUGUCAUCCUCAGCGUUUCAUGGACUUAAGUUUGUAUUACAUACCGACCGCGGUAUAUUUGUUACAGCUGUAUUUCCAAUUAUUCUGAAACCAAAACCUUUCACGAAUACUAUGAAUGUGUAUAACUCGAAGAUAGUUUUGGUUUUUAUUUAUUUUUUCCUUCUUUCCUAGAAUACCAAGUGGUACUGCAUAAUGAGGCACAUGUAACUUUGGACUAUAAUCUCACAGUACUGUGGACAGGUAAAUGAAAGGGAAUGCCAUAACAGGGACUUAUGUACAGAGUGUGUGUGAAACUAGUGCGUGUGUGUGCAUUUACGGUACUCUCCUUCUAGUUCUUGACUGCACCACUGUACCAUCCCAUGACUCUCUUAGGACCCUCUAACAACAGGCUGUUUCUUUGUGCCAGCUGCCCGCAGCUUCCUCCACCAAGCGCUGUCAAAACCCUUUAUUAGCGGUGUCUCGAAACCCCUGGGAAGACCUUGCUUGGUGCCAUUGUGAAAUUUGAAAUGGACAAGUUGCCUGUUUUGUGUGCCUCCACAGUGAAUUCUUCCCCUGAGAUUGCUUUUGUCCUUGGUUCUUUGCGAUGUACCAAACAAAAAAAAGGAAGCCAUGUGUAAAACGGCCCCGAUUGGCAGAGGUAGAGAGCAUUCUGGCACAAAGAGGCGGUCCAAACGCAGCCCCACGAAUAAUGUACACUCUGUAGUCAUGAAGCUGUUUUAUAUUGUACAUACAGCUAAAUAUACGCACACAAUAUAUUUUAAGUUAUCAGUUGAAGAUUGGGGUUAUAGGCCAUAAUAAAGAUGUAGAUGAGUUAUCAUGCAUUUUCAGAGUGUAAUAAUCAGUCAUUGUAGCCCCUGACCCGCUAAGCUCCAUUUAAUAAGUCAAAUAAUUUCCUUCUUAAUGGCUACUUGUAUAUCUGCCAUUGAUGGACCUUCAUAUUUAAAAGAGGAAAAGCCAUAAGAUGUGGGGAAGCAAGCAAACAACACUCUUUUUGGGCCACUAUCAAGUGUACAUGCCAACCUUGUUAUUCUUAUUGGAUUGCAGUCUGUAAUGUAGCCGAGUGCUGCCCAUGCCAAUUCCCCGCCUUCCUGUUACCUUCCCCAGCAAUUGUGUUUGAUACACACUUAUAGUCUUCUUCCCAAGUGUACAGACACACUACUUCCCUAGUGUACACAGCCUAACAAGACCUCAUAAAUAGACACGCACUCGAGAUGCGCUCUCCAGAGCUGCAUUUUCUCCACGAGGCGGUGUAGGCAGUGUUGAUGGCUGAACUGUUGUCAGUAAGUGUGAUAGAUGGGCUGUCAUGCAGAGUGGGGAGUAAAUGAUGGGAAUUGUAAGGAGAACACAGGGUCCAAACCCCAAUACAUUUACCCCCAAAACAGAGAGUGAGACGAAACCCAGUUGGGCUUUCACAAUAUGGCUGUUUUUGAAGGCAGUUACUCUUCUUGUCCAAUGUUGAAACAUCGGCUCUGCUCCAAAACCUAUUGAGCUGCCUUGCUGUCUACUGCCUAUAUAGGUAGCUGGCUAAAAGGGUAGCAUCCUAAUAGAGUGCAAUAGUGCCAGUCCAUUUUCAGUGGCCUUGGUUCCUGAAGUAUUUUUCCCAUGGAUUGAUUUUUAAAAAGUUUUUUAAAAAUCUUGAUUCAAGCAUUAUAAGCCAUGAACCAGACUUAACAGUUAACGAGGUAAAUCACAACAUUCAAAACUUUGAUUUGAAGCAAAAACAUUUUUGAACAUUGGAAAAUAAGACAAAUGUACAACUUUAUUGAAGGAAAGAACUGCAAUCCCAUUAAAACCACUGCAAGUGAUACUGUACACAUAUGUAAAUAUAUAGACAAUUGGACAGGAGCUAAGGAGUUUAUUUGGAACACUUUGCCUGUUGAUCUCUGAUUGGUCAAGAUUCCUUAGAUUCCAGAAUCAUGGAUAGCAUUGUUUAUCCACUGUUAAAUGCAAACAUUUAAAAAAUAAAUUGACAAAUGUGAUAACUGAUGGAGUCAUUAAAAGCCCUCCCCUAUGAAAACAAAACAAAACAAAAAAAUAUUGUCCAUCAUCUUGGAUGGAAGUUUUUUUUUUUUUUUUUUUUUUUUUUGAUUGAAAUACAUCAUGUGACUGCAAUUUGCAAAACGCUGCCUUGCUGUCUACUGCCUAAAUAGGUGAAGAUUCUCCGAGGCUGACAUGUCCUAGCCUAUGACAUGCGGUUAAAUUAGGACCAUGCUAAUGCCAAACUCUGGAAAUAAAGGUUGAGGAUUCAGAUUUCAGUACAUUUGCAUUUUAUUUUAAAUUUUAAAAUAGUCAAUUUUAAUUAGAUUUAUCUGAUUUUAUUGCAAUUCGUCAUGCAAUUGCAUUAUAAGAAUCCAGGUGAUGCUACCAUCAGAAGGUAUCUCAGAACCAUUUGGAACAGCCUUAUAUGCUUUAAAACGCUGCCUACAUAGGCAACUCCGUAGGUUUUGGAACAGAGCCGUUGUUGCAUGUUUAUUUUGGUCCUUUUUCUGUUUUAGGACAUUACAGCACCAAACUAGCCAAGAUCUGCCCUCUUUAUUACAAGGAAAGCUGAUUGAAAGCUUGCCUUCCAGCAGUUCCAUUCUUAAAUUUUUAUUACUUUCUAAGCCCUCCCCAUCGUCUCCCAGCAAGAAGAACCGGUCUAUUUUCUCAGACAAUUAAUCUUGAGUGGCUUUUAUUUCAACACUGUUAAUGGUGUUUAGAAACCAUCAGUGUAUGUGCACUCUUCCAUAGAGUCGCCAAAGCAUCUAAAGUAGUGCUCACGUUGCAUGAUGACAUUCAGUUUUGAAUGGGAGCUCAAUCCAGGGAAUAAGUUAAGGUCCAUCUGUGAUGUAUUUUUGAGAUAACGCUAUAUUUAAAAGACGUACUUGACUGUCUAUGUAGCGUCUAACCGAUCAUUGUUACCCAACAUGGUUGUUAUUAAAAUAAUGUCUGAUGUCUAAAAAGACUCCUUCGACUCCUCUUAGAAACUGUAGCAGUAUGCGUUACUUUGAGGGGAAUUCUUUUCCACUGGAAAAGCAAAGAGAUUGCAUGUUAUGGCCUAAAGGUCAGAUUUUGGGAAUGCUUUGCUUCUGUGUUCAUACCUGUAUUCGGCUGAAUAUGUAAGUGUAAAUAUGACCAACAUCCUCUCUGUCUCUUUUUUUUUCAUUCAUAUUGCUUUGUUUUAACAUUUACCGAGCUUUCCUCUGUUAUCUUGAGGGAUUUGUUGUUGUUUUGUUUGUGAAUGCGGGAACUCGAGCCUGUAUUUGCCUGAGAGUCCUUGUCUGGUGAGACGGAAGGGAAAAUACUCACGGUCUUCAUUUCUCUUUGCAGUUGCACACAUUUUGAGUUUUGUAAACCAGUUGGUUCAUUUUGAAGAAAUUUCAUUCUUGUAAAUAUGUCCCUCUACAAGUAAAAAAAAAAUGUAUAUUUUUACGGACUCUGAGUUAUUAAUACUUCAUUUGCAAAUAAAAUAUUCAACGACAA